This is a messenger RNA of Meyerozyma guilliermondii ATCC 6260, 1716 nucleotides long. RefSeq lists its product as uncharacterized. The transcript has a single exon. Bases 1 to 1716 code for a protein of 571 amino acids. NCBI's taxonomy places the organism in Eukaryota, Fungi, Ascomycota, Pichiomycetes, Serinales, Debaryomycetaceae. The record is from RefSeq and is a predicted model, not a curated record.
AUGAGUUUUGAAAGCUUUCUUACAAAGGAGAAUUUCGAGGGUUAUGAGGAUCCAGAGAGAUACAAGAAGGACUGGGUGCCUCGGUUGGACAAAUACAGGGCUGAUUUGGAAAGUGCCAUUUUGCCAGAGUACAAGAUCACACUUCCAGAGCCCAUUGAAAAGUUGCAAAAAGACCAAUUCAAUCCAUUGGAGUAUUUGUAUGAGAAGAAAUUGCUCUCUGACGAAGAGAAGCGGAUUACUGAGCUCUCAGCCACGGAAUUGGCCAAGGAGAUUGCUAGCGGUAAAUUGAAGUCAGUUACAGCUUUCAAGGCAUAUGCUAGAAGAGCGACAAUUUGUCACCAGUUUACCAAUUGUGCUCUUGAGCUUUUUGUUGACGAGGGCUUGGAGCGUGCUCAAAUGUUAGAUGAAUACUUUGAGAAGAACGGGAAGGUUAUUGGACCACUUCAUGGAGUUCCAAUCUCGUUGAAGGAACAAAUGGACUACAAAGACAAAAUCACCCAUGGAGGCUGGGUUGGGUUGCUCGAUAGAAUCCCUAAGAAACACGGAGCCACCAUCCAAAUCUUGGAGAAUUUGGGUGCAGUUUUCUACGUCAGAACCAACCAGCCUCAAACGUUGAUGCAUUUGGAUUCGAAUAACAAUUUUGUUGGUACUUCGAGAAACCCCUUCAACUUGGGUUUAUCUUCUGGUGGCUCUUCUUCUGGUGAAGGGUCGAUUGUAGCAUUUGGAGGAAGUUCGCUUGGAGUGGGAAGUGAUAUUGGAGGCUCCAUUCGUGCUCCAGCUGCCUAUUCUGGGUGCCAUGGUCUUAGACCCACCACUCGCCGAGUGGCUCUUUUGGGAGGUAUUUCUUCCGGAGCAGGUCAAGAGAGUGUAGUUCCUGUGGCAGGUCCAAUGGCUAGAUCUCUUGAUGACAUUGACUUGUUCAUGAAGCAUUAUGUCAACGACGGGAACCCAUGGCAAUUGGACCAAUGGGCUCUUCCUUUACCUUGGAGAACAGUGGAGCCUCCAAAGCCAGAAUCGCUUACCAUUGCGGUGAUGUAUGACGAUGGUGUGGUCAAACCUACACCUCCUAUUGCACGAGGACUCAAGGAAGUUGUUGCCAAGUUGAAAAAUGCUGGUGCCAAGGUGAUUGAAUUCAAGCCUAUCAGAGUGCAAGAAGCAAUUGAUACUGUCAACAAAAUGUACAAUUGUGAUGGUAAUUACAUGCAAAAGAAGCUUUUGUCUGCUUCUGGUGAACCAUUGACCAAAUUGACUAAAUGGGCUCUCAAUUAUGGUAAUGGAUCCAAAGAUAUUGGGGUAGCUGAAAACAGAAAGUUGAAUGUUAUCAGAGACCUGUUAAGACAAGAAUACACCGAUUACUUGAAUGCCAACAAAGUGGACUUCAUUCUUGGGCCUGCUUACAACAAUGUGGCUCCUCUUCCCGAAGCAGUAUAUAACUGGUCCUACACUGCCUUGUACAACAUUUUGGAUUUCCCGUCAUUGCUGUUCCAAACUGGCAUGUUCCAAGACCCAACCGUUGACAAAUGGGGUUCGGAACAUAGUUCCUACACCUAUAGAAGUGAGUUGGAAAAGUUGGAAUUGAGUGGAUACGACCCUGAGCUUUUCAAGGGUGCACCAAUAGCUCUUCAAUUAGCUGGAAGACGUUACUUUGAUGAAGAAUUGGUGGCUGCGGGUAAGACCAUAUUGAAGGUGUUGGACGUUGACUUGCUCCACAAAUAG